AGACCACUGCACUGCAACCGCGCAUCCAUCUCUCGACGAUCCUCUUGUUUGAUAGUGUCUGUCUAUCGUCUGUCUGCCUGUCUGGCUGCGUGCAUGCGCCUCCUCGUGAAUGUCUCCACCCUUGGUCCCCUCCCAAGCCUCAUCACGGCCAUCUGGACCAUCUUGCAGCAUCUCCACCAUGCUUUGGCCGCAUUCCUGUCUGUUUCCUAAUCUACUUCUACCCUUUCUACCCUUUGCUGCCCACUGCGCACUGUCCCUUGCGCCAUUUCUCUCUCUCUCUCUCCCCGUCUUGUUGAUGCAUUCAUCUAUUCAUCUAUUCAUCUAUUCAUUCAUUCAUCCAUCCAUCCAUCCAUCCUUUCAUUCCUCGCUCAAGGCUUACAGGCAGGCGGUCUCGGAUAGCAGGACAUCCCGCGCCUGUCGGGGCAUUUCCACUCGUCAUGCAUCUGUGCUGCAACUACUAAUUACUGUCCUGCCUAGCUCUAUCGCCAUCUGUCGUCACCAACUAGAUAAAAUACUUAAUACCCUUCCAUUGUCUGCCUACACCGCCCUCUCGUCGCUACUAGAAAGUCUACGAGAGCCUGCGAGUCUACAACUCCACCUCUUCUUCACCCGACUCGUAUAACAUACUACUCCAUGCAGCCAUCUCCAGCCAUCUCGCUGCCGUUGAUGCACCUCGUCUGCCAACACCAGCCUAUCAUGAAUGAGGACAUCAUCCAUCUUACACGUCUGCACCUCGACAACGUAGAUGUGGCGAUGCACUAACCGCUCAAGCCUAGUAGACAUGGCAGCAGGUAGGUCACUCAGCAUUUCCUUUGUUUGCAUUCAUACUCCCCGCACAACUCCUCACUGUCAUCUUAUUAUCGAGGUAAGCAGACGGCAGUCAAGUCUG
Molecule: messenger RNA, 889 nt
Organism: Pseudovirgaria hyperparasitica
Lineage: Eukaryota; Fungi; Ascomycota; Dothideomycetes; Acrospermales; Acrospermaceae
Exons: 1
Coding region: 110-622 (170 amino acids)
Source: RefSeq, a predicted model, not a curated record